AUGGCUUCGGAGUUGUUGGGUGCUUUUAGGGAGUUUGACCCUUCGGCCGAGACUUUUACAGUUUAUGCAGAAAGACUCGAUCAGUUCUUUGUUGCUAAUAAAAUUGGAAUUGUUCCUAUCGAUGCAUCCGCGGCAAUCACCGCAGCGGCGGAAGAUAAAGAGGUCGCCGUAUUGAUUUCAGUAAUUGGCUGGAAGACUUACAAUCUUACAAUCCUUCGUGAUUUGUGCAGUCCGGUGUCCCAGCGGAUUUGACCCCCUCCGCGGAUUUGGACCCCCCUAACAAAACUGAGUGAAAACAUCAUCCUUAACGUUCUAAUAAAAAUGGAUGAUACUUUACGUUCCAGAGCGUACUAAAGUAUGUUUUCAAUUCAAAACAUGCGUAUCGUUAAUGCAUACGAACUGGCAUUCCGUCGGAUGUUUCUUUUGACCAAGGGAAAAUGGACAAGAAUUUAGUUUAAUGUCUGGAGAGAGGUCGUUUUUGAACCUUUUCCGCGAUAGUCGAACACCGUUAGAUUCAAUAAGAAACAAACUUGUGACACUAAUUUAUUUUGUCAUUGUUCAAUGCCCGAGUGUUGGGACGACAUGGUACAGUGCGAGGGAUUUAAGACUGCCUCGGAGGACGAGUGGCUUUGCAUUGUCUGCAGAUUGCCAGACUCUAGACGUCUUUCGGAUCCCUCAACAGUUAAUGAUCGUUAAAAUUAGAAAAUAAGAUUGAGUUCGAUGUAAUAGUCUCCACUUUUGUUAAGACGUUGACAUUAACGUUGAUUUGCAUCUGAAAAUAAGCUGAGAGUUCCAAUAGUUCAGAAAAGAAACAUUUUUACUCAUCAUAGGCUUUACGAAAGACUUGUAAUAUGAGUAGUUUCUUCGUUCUUGUUCAAAAACGUUAUUAACGUUUAAACGUUAAACGUUUAACGUUAUUAUUUUAGAAAAUCAGACUGAGUUAUUUUUGUGACUGGACGCAAUAGUCUCCACUAUUGUUAUGACGUUUCGUACCAAUGUUGAUUCGCAUCAGAAGAAGCAAAGAUUUAUUGCAACAAUUUCAAUAGUUCGAAUGCAGUAGUUUGUUCACAUCUAAUUCUUGCGUAUACAGUUCGACUCGCUACAAUGAAUGCGGUAGAAUUGGAACGAAAUGACUGUUGUUUUUUUUUUACCUUUAUUGAGGAAAUGUUGUGUUGUGAUUGAAAAGAACAUCGACAAAAAAGCUUGCAAAUAGAAUUAGUUACCAAAUAUGAUACAAAGGAUGCUUAAAAGGAAAGUUUGGUUUGGGUCCAAAUCCGUAGGGGGUCCAAAUCCGCCAUGACACCGGCAAAUCCGAAAGACAAAACGUUCGAGCAGUUAUGUGAGUUACUACAACACCAUUUUAAACUUAAACGACUGAAGGUCGCAUAA
This is a messenger RNA of Pocillopora meandrina, 1389 nucleotides long. The record is from the annotation of a GenBank genome assembly. Lineage: Eukaryota; Metazoa; Cnidaria; Anthozoa; Scleractinia; Pocilloporidae.